UUAUGUCAACCCCGCGGCAGCCGCAGCCCCGAGCUGGGAGCGGCCGGAGCAGGGCCGCGGCCAUGGCGCUGCCCCGGGGGCUCGGCCUCGUCCUGCUGCUGCUGCUGGGGGGGCGCGGCGGCGCCAUCGUCAUCCCCCCCGAGUAUUCGCUGCACGAGCUCCAGCAGCCCCCCGAGCUGACGGAGCAGCCCCCGGAGCAGCUCGUGGUGUUCCCCAGCGAUGACGUCGUGCUCAAGUGCGCGGCCACCGGCAACCCCGCGGCGGAGUUCCGCUGGACGCGCGAGGGCCGCCCCUUCCCGUCGCCGUCGCUGUCCCCGGCGGAGCUGGCGGGGGUCUCGCUGUCCCCCGGGGGGGGCACCUUGGUCAUCAACGCCAGCCUGGCCGGGCGGCUGCAGGGCCGCUUCCGCUGCGCCGCCAGCAACGCGCUGGGCACGGCGCUGUCCUCCGAGAGCCGCGUCAUCGCCGAGAACACGCCGCAGUGGCCCAAGGAGAAGGUGACCCCGGUGCAGGUGGAGGAGGGGGACCCCGUGGUGCUGCCCUGCGACCCCCCCAAAAGCGCCGUGCCCCCCAAGAUCUACUGGCUCAACAGCCGGAUCAUGCACAUCGCGCAGGACACCCGGGUCAGCAUGGGCCAGGACGGGUUCCUGUACUUUGCCAACGCCCGGCUCGGGGACAGCCACCCCGACUACAUCUGCCACGCGCACUACCUGGGCCCCCGCACCAUCAUCCAGAAGGAGCCGCUGGACCUGCGCGUCACCCCCAGUAACUCGGUGCAGUCCCGCCGGCCCCGCCUGCUGCUCCCCAGGGACCCCCAGGCCUCGCACGUGGCGCUGCGGGGGGAGACGCUGGUGCUGGAGUGCAUCGCCGAGGGGCUCCCCACGCCCUGGGUGUCGUGGCGCCGGCUGAACGCGCCGCUGCCGCCGGGCCGGGCCGUGCUGGACAAUUUCAACAAGACGCUGCGGCUGCGCGCGGUCAGCGAGGCCGACGACGGCGACUACGAGUGCACGGCCAGCAACGGGCUGGGCACGGCCCGCGGCAGCCACCGCGUCACCGUGCAGGCGGCGCCGUACUGGCUGCGCCGGCCGCAGAGCGGGGUGUUCGGCCCGGGCGAGGCGGCGCGCCUGGACUGCCAGGUGGGCGGCAAACCCCGGCCCCGCGUCAGCUGGAGCAUCAACGGCGUCCCCUUCGAGGAGCUGCCGGACUCGGGGCGCCGCGCUCUCCGGGACGGGGCGCUGAUCCUGUCCCGCCUGGAGCCCAACGACUCCAUGGUGGCCCAGUGCGAGGCCAGCAACAGCCACGGGCGGCUCCUGGCCAACGCCUUCGUCUACGUCGUGGAGCUGCCGGUGCAGAUCCUGACGCCGGACGCGGCGCUCUACGCCGUGGUGGAGAACCAGACGGCGUUCCUGCACUGCCGGGCCUUCGGCGCGCCCGCGCCCACCGUGGAGUGGCUGAGCCCGGCUCUGGAGCCGGCCCUGCAGGACGAUCGAGCCUUCGGCUUCACCAACGGCACGCUGCGGCUGGGCCCGGCGGCGCGGGGGGACGCGGGGGUCUUCACCUGCCGCGCCCGCAACGGCCACAGCAACGCCAGCGUCACCGCCCGCCUGGACGUGCGAGCGCCCACCCGGAUCGAGGUGCCCCCCCAGAGCGUCACGGCCAAGAAGGGCGAGACGGUGACGUUCACCUGCGGGGCCACCUUCGACCCCGGCCUGGAGCCCCGCGGGCUCCUCUGGCUGCGGGACGGGAGCCCCGUGCUCGAGAGCCCCGACAGCGACAAGUUCUCGGUGGCCGGGGACACGCUGACGGUGGCCGGGGUGGACUACGGGGACCAGGGCCGGUUCCGGUGCCGCGCCUGGACCCGGCUGGACGCGGCCGAGGCCGAGGCCGAGCUCAGGGUCGUGGGCCGCCCGGGCCCCGUGCGGGACCUGCAGGUGCUGGAGGUGGGCGAGCGGCAGGUCCGGCUCAGCUGGACCCCGGGCGAGGAGCACAACAGCCCCGUGGAGAAGUUCGUGGUGGAGCAGGAGGAGGGCAUUUUCUCCCCGGGCCGUUUCGUGGAGCUGCUGACGGUGCCGGGGGCGCGGCCCUGGGCCCCGCUGGCGCUGUCCCCGUACGGCCGCUACCGCUUCCGCGUCCUGGCGGUCAACGGCUACGGCCGCGGCGAGCCCAGCGAGCCCAGCGCCGCCGUCAGCACCGCCCCGGCCGCCCCCGAGCGAUACCCGAUGGGGGUGAAGGGGGAGGGGAACGAGACCAACAACCUGGUGAUCACCUGGCAGCCGCUGCCCCCCGGGGACUGGAACGCCCCCGAGCUCCGGUACCGGGUGCAGUGGCGGCCGCUGGAGCCGGGCCGGGGCCGCUGGGCCGAGGCCACUGUCGGGGACCCCCCCCUGGUGGUCCGGGACACCCCAACUUUCAGCCCCUACGAGAUCCGCGUGCAGGCGCUCAACGAGGCCGGCAAGGGCCCCGAGCCCCCCGUGGUCAUCGGCUACUCCGGGGAGGACCUGCCCCUGGUGUACCCCGAAAAUGUGGGGGUGGAGAUCCUGAACAGCACCAGCGUCCGCGUCACCUGGAGCCUGGGCGGGGCCGUGCGUGACCUGCGGGGCCACCUCAGGGGCUACCGGGUGCUGUACUGGCGCGAGGGGUGGGUGGGGGAGCGCUCCCGGCGCCAGGCCCCCCCCCCCGGGACCCCCGAGCCCCCUCCCCAGCCGGGGGUGCUGACGGUGCCGGGCGAUGCCAGCGGGGCGAUUUUGGGGGGGCUGCACCCCUGGAGCCGCUACCGCCUGCAGGUGCUGGUGUUCAACGGGCGGGGGGCGGGACCCCCCAGCGCCGAGAUCCGCUUCCACACCCCCGAGGGAGUGCCGGGCCCCCCCGAGGAGCUGCGCGUGGAGCGCCUCGGGGACUCCGCGCUGGGCCUCGAGUGGCGGCGGCCGCGCCACCCCAACGGCGUCCUGACCGGCUACGUGCUCCAGUACCGGCUGCAGAACCAGACCGAGGAGGGGUUCCCGUACGAGAUCUCCUUCCCGCCCGGGACCCUGAACACGACCCUGGCCCGGCUGGAGCCGCGCGGGCGGUACCGGCUCGAGCUCCGCGCGCGCACCCGGCACGGCCCCGGCGCGCCCCUGGUGCGCCUCGGCAGCCUCGCCCCCGAGCCCGUGCUGCCGGUGCUGGGCACGGUCGGGUUUGGGGAGGUGGGCGAGGAUUUCACGGUGCUGCGCUGGACCCUGGCCCAGCCCCAGGCCAACAUCGAGUUCGAGGUCGAGUACAUGAGCAAAACCACGGAGGAGCCCUGGCGCUCCUCGGGCCGGGCCAACUCCUCCCUGGGCCGGUACCGGCUCGGGGACCUCCGGCCCGGGACCUCGUACCGGGUCCAGUUCGUGGGGCGGAACCACUCCGGGGAGCGCGUGGCGUUCUGGGAGAGCGAGGUGCACACCAACGGCACCAUGCUGCCGCGCCCCGCGGGCGGCUUCGCCACCGAGGGUUGGUUCAUCGGCUUCGUGAGCGCCGCGGUGCUGCUGCUCCUCCUCCUCCUCAUCCUCUGCUUCAUCAAACGCAGCAAGGGGGGCAAGUAUUCGGUGAAGGACAAGGAGGACACGCAGGUGGACUCGGAGGCGCGGCCCAUGAAGGACGAGACCUUCGGGGAGUACCGCGACGGCGAGGAGAAGGCGUCGGGCAGCUCCGGCCGCUCUCUGGGCGCGGCGGGCGCGGCGCUGGGCAGUGACGACAGCCUGGCCGGCUACGGCGGCAGCGCCGACGUGCAGUUCAACGAGGACGGCUCCUUCAUCGGCCAGUACAGCGGCACCCGCGGCGCGGCCGCCGGCAGCUCCGGCCCCGCCAGCCCCUCGGCCGCCGCCCCGCUCGACUGACCGCGACCCCCGCCCCCGCCCCGGGGGACACCCAGGGGUGGCACCGGGGGUGUCCCCACGGCCACGGGGACGUGCUGAGGGCGUGGCGGGGCCGCCAUGGCGGUGGGGACGCCUCAGUGUCGCAGUGGGACCCCCCCAGUGUCACAGUGGGACCCCCAAUGUCACAGUGGGACCCCCCAGUGUCACAGUGGGACCCCCCCCCAAUGUCACAGUGGGACCCCCCCAGCUUUGGGGACCCCCCCAAUGUCACAGUGGGACCCCCCCUCAAUGUCACAGUGGGACCCCCCAGUGUCACAGUGGGACCCCCAAUGUCACAGUGGGACCCCCCAAUGUCACAUGGGACCCCCCCAGUGUCACAGUGGGACCCCCCCCCAAUGUCACAGUGGGACCCCCCCAGCUUUGGGGACCCCCCCAAUGUCACAGUGGGAUCCCCAAUGUCACAGUGGGACCCCCCCGUGUCACAGUGGGACCCCCACAGCUCUGGGGACCCCCUCAAUAUCACGGUGGGACCCCCCCGUGGCAGUGGGGUCUUCUCCCCCCCCCCCCCCAGUGUCAUGGUGGGACCCCCCCACCCCACCAGCACUGGGGACCCCCCCAUGACGUAGCAGGACCCCCAUGAUCCUGGGGACCCCCCCCCAAUGUCACAGCGGGACCCCCCCAUGGCCCUGGGAACCCCCAAAUCAAAGGGGGACCCCCAGACCCCCCCUCAUUUAAGGGCCCCCCCACCCCCUUCACUGCCAAAGGGGGGGGUCCCUUAAGUGCCCCCCCCAAUUUGGGGGGGUUUUUUUGGGGGGUGGAGGGGCACAGGACCCCCCCCCCAAAACACCUCACAGGGGGGGGGGCUGGUGGGGACCCCCCCGUUGGACUCAGCCAAAAAAAUCCCCCCCCCCCUCGCGCUGGAUUUUGGGGGGGGGGGGGUCUGGGCAUGGGGGGGGCUCUGCAGACCAAAAUUAGGGGGGGCAAGGGGGGGAUUUUGCCCCCCCCCCAGAUUUUAGACCCCCCCCCCCAUUCUCCUUCACUCCUCCGAGCCCCCCCCUCCCCCCAAAAAAUCUCGGGGUUUUUUUUUUUGGGGUGGGGGUCCCACCCCGCCCCCCCCCCCCCCCAAUUUCUGAAUGCAUCUCACGGCGCGGCCUUGGCAACCUCACACGAGCCGACCGGGGGGGGGGUCAGCACCCCGACCCCCCCCCUGCACCUCAAAACCCCCCCGGGCCCCCCCCCCCGCACCCCAAACCCCCCCUCACCUUCCCCAUGGGGGGGUCUGCACCCCAAAACCUCCCCCGAACCCCCCCCAAAGCCCCCCUCCCCCACCUCCUCCGCGGGGGGGGGUCUGAACCCCAAAUCCCCCCCACAUCCCCCCCCCACCCCCAAAUCCCCUCCCCACGGGGGGGGUCUACACCCCCCACCCCCUUCGCGGGGGGGUCCCCACCCUAAAAAUCCCCCAAAUCCCCUCCCCAUGGGGGGGUCCCCUCCCCACUCCCCCCCCCCCCGCGCUGUGUCGUAGCUUUGUAGCCCCCCCCCAAUGUGUGCGGUGCCCCCCCUUCCCCAAAUCCCUUUUUUUUUGGGAAAAGAAGCGGAAAAAUUGGUCCAAAGGGCCCCCAAACCGGCAGCCGAGCCCUCUCCCCUCCCCCACCUCGUGUGACCCCUCCCCCACGUGUGACCCCCCCCUCCAUCCCCCCCCCCCCCCGAUGAAAAACCGCCAAAACCACGUGGAGCAAAAAAACCGCAAAAACAAACCCCCCCCCCCAAAAUCGAAAAAAUGGGGGAAAAGCCCCCAAAAUAAAGAAGGAACU
Molecule: messenger RNA, 5647 nt
Organism: Vidua chalybeata
Lineage: Eukaryota; Metazoa; Chordata; Aves; Passeriformes; Viduidae
Gene: L1CAM
Product: L1 cell adhesion molecule
Exons: 29
Coding region: 3-3857 (1284 amino acids)
Biological process (GO): cell-cell adhesion
Molecular function (GO): protein binding
Source: RefSeq, a predicted model, not a curated record